Messenger RNA from Nannospalax galili (Upper Galilee mountains blind mole rat), 5575 nucleotides. RefSeq names its product carbohydrate sulfotransferase 11 (gene Chst11). Gene Ontology annotation, molecular function: sulfotransferase activity. NCBI's taxonomy places the organism in Eukaryota, Metazoa, Chordata, Mammalia, Rodentia, Spalacidae. Gene Ontology annotation, cellular component: membrane. The transcript is spliced from 3 exons. Gene Ontology annotation, biological process: carbohydrate biosynthetic process; proteoglycan biosynthetic process. The record is from RefSeq and is a predicted model, not a curated record. Bases 459 to 1517 code for a protein of 352 amino acids.
CCCGGAAUAUAUAGAUCACUGGAGCGCAAUGAAGUAGCCUUUGGAGACGGAGGGAGGGAGGGGGCCCGUCGAACAGCCACCAGACCAGCUCUCGGCUGCAGGGUGGCAGCAUCAUCCGCGUCUGCAUCCCGGCCGUUCGGCCCGCGAGGAGGCAGCAGCGGCCGCCUGCGCCUGCGGAGGAGACGGCGGAGCGGCGCAGAGAGGCGAGGACGAUCUAGGAGCGCGCGGCCGCCGGCGCCACGCAUCUCCGCACUUCCACACCAACUCCUGCGCCUUGCAACCCGGAGCCCGGGACUGGGGGCUCCCAGAGCCUCCUUGAAGCCAGCGGGAUCCAGCCCCACGAGCCGGGCCAGCCCGGCUCCUAGUCCCCCGGCUGCCGGUCCCUGCGGCGGGGUCCCUGCUCCUGCGCCCCUGGCGCGUUUCCCGGACAGCCAGGUCCCCGCGGCCAGGACAAAGCCAUGAAGCCGGCGCUGCUGGAAGUGAUGAGGAUGAACAGAAUUUGCCGGAUGGUGCUGGCCACUUGCUUGGGAUCCUUUAUCCUGGUCAUCUUCUAUUUCCAAAGUAUGUUGCACCCAGUCAUGCGGAGGAAUCCCUUUGGUGUGGACAUUUGCUGCCGGAAGGGGUCUCGAAGUCCACUGCAGGAACUCUACAACCCCAUCCAGUUGGAGCUGUCCAACACUGCCGUCCUGCACCAGAUGAGACGGGACCAGGUGACAGACACAUGUAGAGCCAACAGCGCCAUGAGCCGCAAGCGCAGGGUACUAACCCCCAACGACCUAAAGCACUUGGUGGUGGACGAGGAUCAUGAGCUCAUCUACUGCUAUGUGCCCAAGGUGGCAUGCACCAACUGGAAGAGGCUGAUGAUGGUCCUGACUGGGAGGGGCAAGUACAGUGACCCCAUGGAGAUCCCAGCCAACGAGGCCCACGUAUCCGCCAACCUGAAGACCCUCAACCAGUACAGCAUCCCGGAGAUCAACCACCGCUUGAAAAGCUACAUGAAGUUCCUGUUUGUCCGGGAGCCCUUUGAGAGGCUGGUGUCAGCCUACCGCAACAAGUUCACACAGAAGUACAAUACCUCCUUCCACAAGCGCUACGGCACCAAGAUCAUCAAACGCCAGCGCAAGAACGCCACACAGGAGGCCCUGCGCAAGGGCGAUGAUGUCAAGUUCGAGGAGUUCGUGGCCUACCUCAUCGACCCCCACACCCAGCGGGAGGAGCCCUUUAAUGAGCACUGGCAGACCGUCUAUUCGCUCUGCCACCCCUGCCACAUCCGCUAUGACCUCGUGGGCAAGUACGAGACACUGGAGGAGGACUCCAAUUAUGUGUUGCAGCUGGCCGGUGUGAGCAGCUACCUAAAGUUCCCCACCUAUGCAAAGUCGACCAGAACUACCGACGAAAUGACCACGGAAUUCUUCCAGAACAUCAGCUCAGAGCACCAGACGCAGCUGUACGAAGUCUACAAACUGGAUUUUUUAAUGUUCAAUUACUCAGUGCCAAACUACCUGAAGUUGGAAUAAAAGGGGGUGGGGGUGGGGGGACAGGGGAGAGGGAGAGAAUCCUGUUUUUUAAUUUAAGAUUUUUAUUUGUCAAAAGAAUUCUAUGGAUAUUGGGUUAUUUUGUAAAUUAAUAUGUCUUUGGGGGAGAUGCUGCGAGCGGCAUGGUGAGCGUAUUUAAAUCCUUCAGGGGAAGGACAGCUGUCUUUGCAGGGGAGUGGGGUGGAUGGUCCCUGUUUUUAGAAGUGGGUACUCCAACACUGUCUCAAAGGUGUCCUUGUGUUAUGGUGAAUUCACGAACUGUGUGUUCCAUAAAGUCUAAUGAAUCUUAUUUAUAGUUAUUUAAAGUGGUCUCUGUAUAGGUUUCUUUUUUGUGGCAGCAGAAUUGUAAUGUCUUUCCAGAAGAAAUCUACAGUCUGUGCUUUACUACAGCUCAUUUAGGGGCAUGAUCUUCUUUCUAACCUCUUCCGGAAUCCUAUGGUGAUGGCUGCUGGAAUGUAUAUGGAUGCCACCAUUCAAGAAACUCAAGCUAGAAAUAAAUAAAGUGCCCUUGCACUUAGAAACAGAGUGGGACUAGUUCCAAACUAACUGCCGACCCUUGCACUAAAGAAAUGUGAUUUUUUUUAACCCAUGGGUAGAGCUGAUGAUAUCAAUUUCUGUUCACCAAAAUCAGCAAUUUGAUAGACUAGGGGUUUGUGGACAUUUUUAACUGGCAGUGCCAGGUGUUAGUGAAGGCCGAGUAGCUGUUGUUACUUUAUAUUCAAUAGAUAUUUAUUGAGCAUCUACUACAUUCUAGGCCCAAAUGCAGGCCCAGUGGGUACAGCAUCAAGUGAACCUAGUAGCCUUGGCCCUCACGAAGCUUUAUGUGAACACAGAGCAUCCAGCUCGACAGUGUCCAGAACCCCACAGUCCUACACAGGUUCUGGACUAUUACUACCCAGAAGGUCUGUGACCCCAACAAAUACACAUUUUUCUACAGCUCCGAUUUUAAAAUCACACACUUGGAUCAGGCUACUUAACUUGUUGAGUGACCCAAGUUCAUUGCCUGUCAUAAGAUACAGCAGAAAUAUUUCAGAUCGUGUGUGCCUGCUGUAGUUUAUUGGUAGUGACUGCCUGUAAGCCCAGAAAGGAUUCUUCAGGCACAUCAUGGAGGAGUACUGGGACUGAUUAGUGAUGUCUGCCAUGGGUGAGGGAAGGGGAACAUUUCUCAAGUGCCUCCUACUGACAUUUCCAGUUCACAUCCCCAUAUAAAAGUGUCUUCCCCUGCCCACCACCCAAAAGACUGCAGUGCAUGCAAUUGGAGAUUGCAAGGCCUGGCGUGAAGGUCAGAGGUAGACCCCUGGUACCCAUAUACACAUGCACACAAUCCCACAUGCAUGGACAGAGCAACCUUCCAGGGCUCUUAACUCGCUGUCUCCUGUUCCUUGCUGAUGAACACCAAAACCCACUUCUCAUUUCUGGCUAUUUCUGAUGCUUCUCAGUUGAAGUUUGAGCCACAUCCCCCUUAGAACCCAUGACCAAGUCGGCAAAAGAUGCUGUACAUAAUGAUAAUAGUUCUAAUGACAGGGGAGGGGUGGGGCCUGUUUUGCUUUUUGUUUAGUUUUUGAUGCAGUAUAGAGGGAAAGGGUGAGAAUAUUCUAAAAAGAAAACCAAAAUGCAUAAUUUAUUCCACAGAAACUAUUAAAAGGGUAUUGUCAGCUCGCAGCAAGCCCCAAGAGCAACAGCUGCAACGUCUCACCAAGGAAAUGAUUUUGUUCAAUGUGAGGGAAAUGUGAGCCAGCGAGGCUGGCUGCAGCUAUUUAUAAAAUGUGGGUACCUUUCUUCUAAGCCUUCACCCCAUACCUUUGAUGGAUAGAUUUAUGUCAUGUGUUUGACCAAAAAGAGUGACAGGCCGUGGCCAUUCCUGGAGUAGAGGGGGGGAUCUGUCCUCAGAAAGCUAGCCUCUGCUAAUGAAGUUUGUGUGUCACUAAUAUAUGCUCCACAGAGCCCAAACUCCCUGGAUAUCAGUUUGGAGAGAUUUGUGGCACAUAUUGUUAGGAAACAGAGUUAGGUCAGGUUCCUACAGGACUUUUCAGGGCCUUGAAUGGUCUGCCUUGUGAGUCCACCAGAAUGUAGCACUUCCUGGGCUGCACGACCAGGGUACCCUGAUCAUGCCUCAGCUGGUAUUACACACAAUAGCUUUUGAGGAAGGUGAUCUAGCAUGCCUAAGGUCUGCAAAGAUAAAAACUGCCUCCACAGAUCCCUCCACAAACAAAUUAGCAAAAACAGGACAGCCCAUAGCGUCCGUCUGGUUUAUAGCAACCAAGGUACUUUGCAAAAUGAAUUAGCUUUUACCUAUCUGUGAUGAUUCUAUCCUGGAUACUGCCCGAGACAGCAAUCCUCAGCCUUCCCAAGCAUGGGGGAGGAGGGAGAAGAGGGCUCAAGAUGGAGGGUGGGGGUGGCAGAAGGCCACAAAAUGGCCCCUACUCCUAACCUUAAAGGUUGUUCAAUGGGGGUAAACGCCCUUGUAGUAAGUGCUUCUCCACUCUUCAUCCAUUUGGAGUCACUCAUCAUGUGCUUUGGGGAUUGGUUUAAAUGGAAAUUCAUGUUGAUUCCACGUUCUGCAUUGCUGUCUGUCUUUUCUUCAUGGUAUAGGCUUGCUCGGUGCUGCAUCCAGAUGGUAGUUCAUCCGUUUCUCACUCUAAAGUGAGAAAGAUUGUCCUUCAGGGAACGAUGCGCCAAUGUGCGUCUGAAAUGAGGGACUCUUUCUCCUCCUGAUCUGUUUUGUGUUCACAUUUUAUUUUCUGAUGAUGAUUUUUUUAAAAUAUAUUGUUUCAACUAUUUUGUAGAAUGUAGAAAGUAUUCUGUGUCUUUGGCUAAAGAAAUCUAUUGGUAAAGUGUAUCUGGAAAUGGAAAGUGGUUUUUAAAGGAAAAUGUUGGAAAGCUUUCUCCUGCAUGCCUGGCACUUAGCUGGAGGAACGGAGCAGCAGGCAUCCAGCUCCUGGCUGCAGUUCAAAGAUGCAGCUGCAUUCAGGACCAGGUACAGUCAGGCAGAAUAAGGCCAUUUCCAUUUAGCCUACCCCUUUGGAUGGAAGAGUCUAGAAUACAGGCUUCAAGGUUCACCACCUGUAGCUUCUCCAGCCCACACCUACCCUGUGUCCACCCCAGCUGGUCUGGGCAGCGGCAACCUGCUGUCGGGACACACAGUUCCCUCCGCCUGGUCACAGCAGCCUGGUCAGUGACUGGCAGCCACAAGAGAACCGCAGGAGCCGUGAACUUCCCUCAGGCCAGUCCUCCUGGGCACACAGGUCUAGUCCACGUUCCAAGAGAGUUGCAGGGCCGUGUGUAAGGCCCUACACACUGAGCUGGUGAGAUCAUGAUUGCCAAAGCCCAUGUUGUUUCAACAUGACAAAACCCACCAGGACUUUGCUUGCUUCCUCAGGCAGCCUCUGCUUCCUCUGCCCAGUCCUGCCCUACACACACACAUACACACACACACACACACACACACACACACACACAGGAGACAUACAUAUACACAGAAACCACACAUAUAUACACACACAGACACAUGAACACACAAUAAGACACAAACAGAAAUACACAUACCAUACAUGCAUACAUGUGUACACAAGUCCCACCCUGUGUGCUUCUGGUAUCUGACUCUCAUACUGGCCCACCCCUUUGUCAGCAGGACUGACUCCAUGACUCCCCGAGGUUCCCCCACUACAGCCAACCAGACCCUCUGAAUAGGCAACAGAACCUUCUAGAAUUAGCUGGGCCCUUGGCUCUUUGCAGAUGAAUUUCAUCUACUGUCUAUGUCAGGUACAGAAGGCUAUCUGUAUUCUCUUCUGAGCAUGCUCAGUGUAGCAUAUGGACAUGGAAUUUAACAUCUUUGCCAAGUGUGGUUUUUUUACAUAUUUGUAUGCAGUUGAGGGCCUGUUGUAGAAAUCUCUCCCUGUAUCUUACUACACUGUUGAAGAAAGCUGAAUUCCACGUUGCCAACAAACGUGUGAAAUGUUCAUGAACCUUCCUCCAGGAAAAGCCAUUCAAGCCUGAUUAUUUUUCUAAGUAACUUCAAUUAAAUUGAAGAAAAACCUGAA